UGGGUACUAUUUCCAGGAUCGACUACAUUGCCUGCCAUCGGCUGCGUCCCUUGGCCGGAAUCGGUCGGACUGCGAGCUAGAGAUGGGUCAGCGUCUGCGCCGGGUAGGCGAGAAGUUGGAAGCGGAUGUGCUCACUUGGAGGCGAUCCGGACGCGUUGGACUGGCGGCGACGCUUCACAGCCAUGGUGGCGCUCAAGUGAGGAUGGCCGUGGUGUCAACGGACUAUCUGCGAUGUGCGGAGAAUGUGGAAGCUCGAUCUUAUCUCCGGGUAGAAUCCAGGUGCUGACAGAGCUGUUAUACGUAUGGUGGGACGCGGGCUGGGCGAGGAGCGCGCUGGGUGGGGAGCGGAUGGGCUUUAUAUAUGGGUGCGCGUCGGCAAGGCGUGCGCAGAGAAAGAUCACACCAAGGAGUGAAUUGCUCGAACCCUUUAGGCCAUAUCGAAGCCUUAAGCGAGAUCAAAAAGGGCCUGUGCGCCGUGAUUUUGGGCGGUUGGAAGAUUCGCAAUCGCGGGGUCAGGGGCUGGUGAAUGGAGUGGUGAGGAGUUGGAAGAGGUGGGAGAACGGCAUGGCGAUGCUGGUCGAUGGGGAAGCUGCCAUUUUGAUCGAUGUCGAUGUCCCCCGCCAUUGCCGUAAGAACUCGCUGAGAAGACAGAGCAAGAAGAUGGGGGAUACCGGAAGAAGACUGAUCGCAUUGCUCGCACCCCGCCACUACUUAUAUGUUCUGAGUGGGACUCAUCACCAAUCACGAGCCUCCUUGCUCGCCCACUCGUGGCCACCGGAAACCGAAGUACGCCACAUGCCCCCUCCGCAUGUCUCCUCCGCACGCCUCCUCCUUGAGCCCGACCAGCUGCGUUGCUCAUAUGGCCUCAACCCCACGCGACAAGGUCGUGCCGUCAUAUUGCAAAAGGCACAGACGUGGCAAACGGAACAAGGAUAUGGGGCUAGAUCGCACGUGCUAUCACUCUCGCCAUGCUAUCCGUAAGCCCGCAAUAUCACGGGUAGGCUUACGUGCGGUUAGGAGGGCGAUCAGCGACACCAUGAGAUCGACUCAUGUACUACGAAGCAAAGGACGUAUCGAAAACACGUGCCAAAGAUCUUCACAUGCCGG
Molecule: messenger RNA, 1107 nt
Organism: Trematosphaeria pertusa
Lineage: Eukaryota; Fungi; Ascomycota; Dothideomycetes; Pleosporales; Trematosphaeriaceae
Exons: 2
Coding region: 232-981 (249 amino acids)
Source: RefSeq, a predicted model, not a curated record